CUCCCUUGCGAGGGCGCUGAGGAUGCCCGCGCUCGUCCUCGGCGUCGCGCCCGGCCUCCUCGGGGAGCCGCGCGGGUUGGGCGCGCUCCCAGGCGCAUUCCUGGCCGGGCAGCCCCUCCUCCUCGGCCUUGGCCAAGGGGCUGGCGCCUCCCCGCCUCGCCGGGACUGUCUCGUGCCGGCGGCUGCGGACGCUCGUGGGCGCGGGGGCUCCAGGUCGGCGCGUGGCGCACCUGGACCCGGGACUGCGCCUCGCGAGCGCGGCGGGCCGGGCUGCGCUCCCCGCCUCCCGCCUCCCUCCCUGCCCGAGCCACUCGGGGCCGCACGGAGCCCCGCUCCCCGCAGGGGCGGCUGCAGCAUCGGCUGGGACAGCCUCGGCAGGGAAGGCAGACAAAGUUAUUUCCCCUUCCCAAGCAGAAGGGUUCCGAUUGGCAAGAUGGUGCCCAACUGUCCCCGCGCGCUCUUCCUUCUGCUGCUUUUCCUCGCCUGCCCCGAAUCGCGGGCUUCCCAGAACUGUCUCAACAAACAGCAGCUCCUCACGGCCAUCCGCCAGCUGCAGCAGCUGCUGAAGGGCCAGGAGACACGCUUUGCCGAGGGCGUCCGUCUCAUGAAGAGCCGGCUGGCAGCGCUGCAGAGCUCUGUGAGCAGAGCGGGCCCAGACGUGCCCCCAGUUUCCUGCCCUGCUCUGAGCGCCCCUCCAGAUGGCAGAAAGUUUGGGAGCAAGUACUUAGUGGAUCACGAAGUCCAUUUUACCUGCAACCCUGGCUUCCGGCUGGUUGGGCCAAGCAGCCUGCUGUGUCUUCCCAACGGCACCUGGACGGAGGAGCAGCCCCGCUGUAGAGAUAUCAGUGAAUGCUCCAGCCAGCCUUGUCAGAAUGGUGGCACAUGUGUGGAAGGCGUCAACCAGUACAAAUGCAUUUGUCCUCCGGGAAGGACUGGGAGCCGCUGUCAGCAUCAGGCCCAGACUGCCGCCCCCGAGAGCAGCGAGGCUGGGGACCCCGCCUUCAGCCGCGCGCCGCGAUGCGCGCAGGUGGAGCGGACGCAGCACUGCAGCUGCGAGGCCGGAUUCCACCUGAGCGGCGCCGCCGGCGACAGCGUCUGCCAGGAUGUAAAUGAAUGCGAGCUCUAUGGACAGGAGGGGCGCCCCCGGCUCUGCAUGCACGCCUGUGUGAACACCCCCGGCUCCUACCGCUGUGCCUGCCCCAGCGGAUACCGGACCCUGGCUGAUGGGAAGAGCUGUGAGGAUGUCGAUGAGUGUGUGAGCCCGCAGCACGUGUGCCCCCGGGGGACCGUGUGCAUCAACACGGGUGGAGGCUUCCAGUGCGUCAGCCCUGAGUGCCCCGAGGGCAGCGGCAACGUGAGCUACGUGAAGACCUCUCCGUUCCAGUGUGAACGGAACCCCUGCCCCAUGGACAGCAGGCCCUGCCGCCACAUGCCCAAGACCAUCUCCUUCCAUUACCUCUCUCUGCCCUCCAACCUGAAGACGCCCAUCACGCUCUUCCGCAUGGCCACGGCCUCCGCCCCCGGCCGGCCUGGACCCAACAGCCUGCGGUUUGGGAUCGUGGGUGGGAACAGCCGCGGCCACUUUGUGAUGCAGCGCUCGGACCGCCAGACAGGGGAGCUGAUCCUGAUCCAGACCCUGGAGGGGCCUCAGACGCUGGAGGUGGACGUUGACAUGUCCGAAUACCUGGACCGCUCCUUCCAGGCCAACCACGUGUCCAAGGUCACCAUCUUUGUGUCCCCUUAUGACUUCUGAGGGGCCACGGGGUCACGGGGUGCAGAAAUCUGGGCUCAUUUCUCUUCCUCAAGACUCAGCUGCGGGUGUUGACUGUGACAGACCUCUCUCCCCACCCUGCCUCACCCCUGUCCACCCGGCCACCUGCUUGUCCCCCAGGUUCCUAGGGCAGCACUGCAUGCCGUCGCCUGGAGUGGCACAGAAGCGUAGCCCCCCAAACUCAAACUGCUGCCAUGUUUUUCCGCUUUAAGUCCCUCCCCUUAGAUUAGGCACUUUCUCGAAUCUUUUUUUUUUUUUUUAAACAGGGGAAUAGGCAGCUUUUCAAAAUGCUGUGUGAGUGGCAUUGUGAGUUUGAACGAGCUGGAGGGGGGAGGAACUUACAGCAUGUGUCUGAGAUGACUGUCCAGCCUCCUGCCAUUUUUACAGUCGAGCCUUGUUAUGAAGUAGUUCUGGUCACGCUGAGGGUCAAAUCACGCCCCUGUGCACGUGCUGAGUGUGUGUGUGUGUGGGGGGGGGCUUCCUGCCAUAACCUGGCAUGUUCUUGUCUGCAUUCCCGUCUGUGACACGCCUGCCAGCCUUCUCAUCAGAGAACCAUGGCAGGGCCUGGACCCCGAUGCAGAUUCUUCCAGACCAAGGAACCAAUGUUCAAGUGUAGAUUCUGCCUGAAAUCAUAUCUCAGAACGUAACCUGGUAUUAUACCUGAAGAAAUAAAGUCUGUUGCUCCUCCCUGCCCACCUGGCCUGUCCCCGACCGUGAGCGAGCCCAUUUCCUUCUAGGAGGGGGUACCUGGUCCUCUUCCUGUCUGGGCUGGACCCACUGGGGAAAAUGAAUGAGAAAGAAAACACAGAGGAGACGCUGGGAUUGCAGCAUCGAUAGAAAUGUGGCUUGGCCACAUGGGAGGCUGGUAAGGCAACGUCUGGCCGUGGAGAGUUUAAGAGAAUGCUUGAAUUGUCACUGAUCCCAGGACCUUCUACGUCUGAUGGAGGAGCCCGGGGUGACACCUGCCAGGUGACUGAGGAUAGAAAACGCUCACUGGGGCUGGGAGUGGAGUGGGGGCAAACCAUUCCAGUGACAGCUGAGAAGCUAGCGGAGCCGUCAGGAAAUACACAUUCAUCCAGGUGAGAUUUCAUCACAGACAUCCUAUUGAAGAGGUCUUUGUGUUGGCCUUGCUGUGAGGGGGAGCCAGAGGAAGUGUGUCACCAGUUUAGUGACCAAGCCCUACAUCCAGGUGGUUCCUAGGACGCCUCUCUUUGUAAUAUUAUGUCAGACAAAGAGUGAGACACAGUCAAGAGUUGCUUCUGACAUUCUUCUCCUCCUCUGAGCUCAGCUGUGAUCUCUCCAACAACAGAACAGGGGUCUGCAAAUCUGCUUCUCUGGGUUGUUACAGGACAUUAUUAAAACUAUCGUCCAGGGCCUUGUGUUUCCAAAGGGUGAUGGGUCAGAAGCCUGCAUGCCACCCCGUCCCCUGUGCAGAACACCAGGUGGGAGGGCCCAAGGAGUGGCCAUGCUCCUGAAAGUACAAUGUCACAGGCGUGUGACCUUCCUUCUUGCUGGGGGGAGGGUGGGUAAUGAUGAGGGACAAGGCUCUUACCUCCCAGCCCGUAAGGAGUGAUUUGGGGGGGCUACAGAGCAGGUGCCCCCUCCAAACUUGUGUCAGAUGAAGACUUGGAUGCCACACAGGCCCAGUUAAACCAAUGAUUUGCAUCCCUGAGAUGUGCUGUCAUCAGACCUGCUCCCCGUUUGUGAAAAGCCACACUGAGCCCCCGCCCCCAUGUACCCCCCUCCAUGAAUGCCUGCCUGAAUCCACCCUCUCGUGGAUUAUGCCUGGCCCCUCCUCCCUGGGGGAUAGCUUGUUCUCUAGCCUCUCUCAGCUUUCCGCUAUGGAAACCAGCUUCUCCUGUGUCCUUUCAUCGCUUCAGUCUGUGCCAGGUCAGAAGAGCUAGCAAUCAACAGGUAUUAAUUUGCAGCCCUCUCCAGGUAACACAGUUUCAUGUUAUUUGGCAGGGGGGCUUCUA
Molecule: messenger RNA, 3747 nt
Organism: Hippopotamus amphibius kiboko
Lineage: Eukaryota; Metazoa; Chordata; Mammalia; Artiodactyla; Hippopotamidae
Gene: FBLN7
Product: fibulin 7
Exons: 8
Coding region: 23-1753 (576 amino acids)
Molecular function (GO): calcium ion binding
Source: RefSeq, a predicted model, not a curated record